Molecule: messenger RNA, 472 nt
Organism: Aspergillus steynii IBT 23096
Lineage: Eukaryota; Fungi; Ascomycota; Eurotiomycetes; Eurotiales; Aspergillaceae
Exons: 1
Coding region: 148-384 (78 amino acids)
Source: RefSeq, a predicted model, not a curated record
CUUGCAUGCGUUUACCUAGCGUGCACGCAGGGCAUCCCUGUCUCUUUGAUCGUCUCGCCGUCUUGGGGGCGGGAGAGGGGAGAGUCCACCGUCCAGUGUUUUUGUCGUUGCGGGAAAUGCAUGUAGAAUGCAGGUGGGCUAAUAUGUAUGCGCUUAUGCAUGAGUAUGUACGUUGGAGGAAAAAAGAAAAGAAAAAAUGGAAAAAGAAAAAAAAAGAACGGUAGGAGGGAGAGUAAAAGGAAAAUAAUCAGAAUUAAAAAAAAAAAGAAGGCAAUGGACAGGUCGAGCGACAAGCAGCGGAUGGACAACGCAUUGACAUCGAUUGGGUUUAGGGUCGUUGCUUUGUGCGGUGGGGAUUCUGAUAUAUCAUUUCGGGGCGGUUGAGCUGCGAUUUAUUAUUGUUUUGGGUCUGGCUUCUAUUUUUCUUCCCCUUUCGGUUGGUUUAUUAUGUCAUCUUUUGUUUUGGUUUGGG